Messenger RNA from Amoebophrya sp. A25, 1665 nucleotides. Lineage: Eukaryota; Dinophyceae; Syndiniales; Amoebophryaceae. The record is from the annotation of a GenBank genome assembly.
AAGGACGUGGCUGCAAAAGGGUUGUAGUAUCAGUGAGUACAAUUGAUUUUCAGGAAAGAAACCCACUAGCACUAUCUAUACAUUGAUUGAGAUCUUGCUCCCGAUAUCCUUACUUUUUCUUGAGAUCUUCUAAAGAUGUCGUCUUCGUUCUCGUCUAAUAAUAAUGCAACUUCUGCUGGUUCUGCUAGUAGCACGACUAGAGCUCCCGCGGGGAAGAAAAAAUUAUGGUCUGCGUCUUCCCUUUUGGCUCGUGAUACACGGGAUGUGCUCUCCGAGAUCCAGGAUGAACACGCAUCUGCACUGGCGGUCGAAGCUGCGCGACAUGCGGAGCUGCGGAGUGAGAAAGAAGAACGACGCACGACGUCUCACGCGAGAAGAGGCUCUUCCGGAGAAGAUGAAGAAGUGGGUUCGAUCGUGCAAGGUGGAAACUACACGUCUGCUGCGAAGAGAGAAAUGGGUGGUGGAGAAAUACGUGUUUCGUCUGCUGUUUCGUCUCUUGCGGGACGUGAUAGUUAUAAAUGAAGAUCUAGUUCUAGAUGAAACAGAAUGUCUAGUACUAGAGCUAGACUAGACUAGAUCAGGAGUUCCAGUUCAAGUUUGUUAUCGUUGACAAAGGUGAUGGCACUCGUCAUGUUUAGACUUUAGAGCUUUAACAUCAACAUCAAGCCAUAGGUUAUAGUGUAAAAAAUGAAAAAAAUCAAAAUAACGCAAAGAUGUGGUACGAAAGAAUAGACCACGGACCGCUAUAACAAUUUAAGACUUCUGAGAAAUCUGUUGAGUCUGAGAAAUCUGUUGAGUGCUUCCGAAUAGUUGUAGAGGUAGCACUAUAAUACCUAAAUGUCAUCAUGUACCCAUACGAGGAGAAGUAGGAAUCUUCGAUGAAUGUGACUGCAAUUCGCGGUCCCAUUUGUUUCUAGACCUCUGCCAACCCUUUCAAGAAAACAAGAGAUUCUUCAUUUCUUCGCCCCUAGCUUCCUUCCCUAUUGAUGAUCAAUGAUGAAGCACGAAAGAACCCACUUCAUUGUCCAAAUUAAGUAAGGCCUCGUUUUCCAAACAUUAGGAAACUUUCUAUGACAUAGUUUUGUCCUAUCGUCAUCUAGUUUCACCCUUCGCCUAAGAGCGUUUGAGUAGAAAAUGCUCAGGGGCAAUGAAUAAAGAUUUUCAAUAGGAAGAAGAACACGACGCUACGCAGUAAUCUAGGAAGAAGCGAGAACACAGACACACACUCGUACCCGGUUCACUAGUAUUAUCCUCGUAGGUUCGCGUUCGCCGUCUCACAAGUUGAGCCCGAAAUUCAUCAGCAUAAGCAGUAAUCAUUUUCGCUCAGCAAAGUAUGAGUAUUAUGUUAUGAAGAUACUUAGAUAAUAUGAUCAUGAAGAGCACUUUCUUACACGACUUUUUUUCAUAGCUUUUUACAUGGCAUUGCUUGUGGUUGUGGUAUUCCUAUUCGCGCAGACGCUACACAAGAUUGAACCGAGACGUUGAGAAAGCAAAUAAUGAAUUAAAUCGUGCAACAUUAUCGUUUGCUGAGAUAGGCACAGCAAUAGGAGAUAAUGAACUGCCUUAGAAGUCUGUCGGCCCCUCUUAGAGACCAAGAUUGUAGAAGUGGAAUUAUGGCAGCUGGUGUUUCAUUGUUGAGACUGAGGUGAAAAUGGUUGACGCAGG